Molecule: messenger RNA, 2086 nt
Organism: Striga asiatica
Lineage: Eukaryota; Viridiplantae; Streptophyta; Magnoliopsida; Lamiales; Orobanchaceae
Source: the annotation of a GenBank genome assembly
UCAAGCCCAAAUAAAUUGGGCACAAUCUGCUGCCAGCUCUAACCAUUUACUUGGUAGGUCUUCUCUUCUUUCAUCGUUCAUAUUUCGCGCCUAUUCUCUUCACUCGAUCAAUUGAUUAUACUCCACUGGGGAAGUUUCAGAUUACUGUCCGACAAUGAGGUGAAUCUCCUGAUCAGCUACUGACAUGAGGAAGCCAAAGAGAGUGCGGUUUGUAGGUGAUGAAUUGGGUAGUGUUCCUGUGCGCGAUUCUCCAGAAAGGCAUGAAGCAACUGCUGCUGAGUCCCCAAGAUCCGAUGAUGCCCCCAAAACUUCAGAAUUUGCGUAUUUCAGGAAGGUGAAGAGUCGGGUCAUUCACGGCCAUUCUUGUUCAUUGGGUCAAGAGAACGGAAAAUUAAAGAUCCCCAAAAUUAGUAGCCUUAUUAAAGAGACAAAUCAUGUUUCUGAUAUAAGUGUGACACAUACCUGCACAAAGGAUUUCAAAUGCUCAGAUAGAGGAGAAAGAGCAGGACCAUCUGACCCUAACCUUUUCCUAUCACCACGUGUUGAGAAAACUGAUAAAAACCAAAAUAUGUUGUCAUCUGUCUAUGAGAAUGAUAAAUCUGUUGGUCAGAGUUUGCUGCUGUCACCAGCUCAUGAAGCAUCAGAGGACUCAGAAAAUGAAUAUGGCGAGAACAGAAUAUUUUCUGCAAAGAGACGCAGACUACAGCAGUGGGCUGCUCAUACUUUAUUUCCAGAAACAGAGAAGCCUGUUCCUAAAGGGUUCGAUUUUGUUUCUGCACUGAUGAACCGGUUGUUCCCUAAAAACAAUGGCGAUAACGACAUAUCAGAAAGAGAGGCAAAUAACAGCAGUAAAUCCCUCAUACUUCACAAGUCUAAUCCUCCGGACAAGGGACUUCAUUUGUCUCAUAAAUGGGAUUGGAAUAAGUACAUAACAAAUACUAGUCCUGGCAGACCAAAUGGAAUUAUAAUUUCAGAACCCGAUGCCUUAGUUUCUCAAUUCCCUUCUCACAAUUAUGUUACAGAAACUCUAGUGCAGAAUUUUCCUGAUCAACACCCAAGGAGUCGUAUACACAGAAGUGCCAACGCACAACAUGGUUUUUCUUUCUUCCUACCAUUUGACAGAUAUAGACAAGCCGAGUCUUGUCAUUUCAAAAUAACUGAUUGUCCAAGAACAGAAUGUGUUAGACCUUUAGUUGAGUGGGACUUUCAUUUGGGGAAAGAUGAAGCUUACUCUCCCAUUUUUAAUCGAGAACCUGAAAGGAAUCUGUACUCAGGAUUUUCCUCCUCUUGGACUGUUGAUGAAAACCGAACUUUAGGUCAUGUGUUAGACUCCAGAAGUUUUCCAAACUAUUUUGUAGAGUUCGACUCACUGCCCAACACUGGACUGGAUUUAGAAGCAAAUUUCAAAGACGUGAAGAGUACAUUGAUUGAACCAGGGCAGUUUUCUCUAGCUUUACCUUCCACUCCAAGAUAUAUCACACUAGGAGAGGAUACAAACGCAGGCGGAAAUAUAAUCUGUGACCAAAACAUGUUUUUCUCCUACAGCGACCACCAAUGGCUUCAGAACAAGCCUCAAAGUGAAUUUUGGCAGAAAGACUCAUUGGCUUUGGAUUUCUAUGCAGAAGAUUAUCCUUCGACUUUUCAUGCUUGGCAGUUUCCAGAAAACGAGAGCAAUUUGAGCUCUCUUUCAAAACUAGAGGCAGAUGCUCGGGGAAAUUUAGCUCUGUUUUCUGGAGGUUUGUCUUUUAACCGUAAUUCUCGAUCUUAUGAUCUUCAACCCUCUCUUGAUAGGCUCAUGAACCGUCCUUUGUUGCUGGAUCACAUCAGUAGAGAAAGGUCUGGCCAAGAAUUAUUUUGUAAUGUUGAUGAUGAUGAUGACUGAGAUACUGAACUGUAAUGUAUAUGAAUAAGUUGUACUUGUCGACAGGUUGAGUUUGCUGGCAUUGUUGGCUACGAGGAUUACACAGUUUCUUCAUUAUAGUUUUGUUCUUUGAGUGCAUUAGUCAUGCAUGUCAUGAAGUCUCUAGGUGGAUCUCAUUCUCAAGCAUUUCACUUCCAGCACUAGUGUUGUAUUAUCUCAUGAGAG